GCUGCUCCAAAGUGGGCCAGGCCAUUCUGACCAUCGCGACGCACCUCUGCCCAGCCGUGGGCUCUUACUGUCUCGGUUGAUGGUCAGGAGUUAAGCUAUCAUCUGUGGCCAUCACGAUGGAAGAAAUGGGCAAGACUGCUAUCCAGCUGCAGAGACCUAUAAAGACGGAGUGGAAUUCCCAGUGCGUCCUUUUCACCUAUUUCCAAGGGGACAUCGGCAGCGUCGUGGACGAACACUUCUCCAGAGCUCUGAGCAAUGUCAAGAGCCCCCAGGAACUGAGCCCCUUGAGCCAGAGUGCAGAUGUGAUCCUGAGGAAUGAUAGUGACAUGCCUCCAAAUCAGUGGCGUUUCUCUUCUCAGUGGACAAAGCCAGAGCCAGAAGCAUCUUUUGCAUAUGGUGCCACCAACUGCAGAUUCAAUGGGCCUGGUCUCAUGACCAUGGAUCAGUACCCGGUGUCCCUGGCGGGGAGCCCCUCCAUUCUGCCUGGCGAGCCGUGGCCGUACCCGUCCCCAGUCAGCCCCAACUCCUCAGAGCCUGGCUACUCUCACGCCUACUCCAGUGGGCACGUGGUGCCAGAGCCCCAGCCUGAUGGGAAAUAUGAGCCCUUCCUAAGCCUCCUCCAGCAGGACCUAUACCUCGCCCCUCCUCAGGAAUCUGCAGUGUGGGAGGACUCCAGCUCUGCCCCGAUGGCCGGAAGCACGGGAUUACUCUUCAAUGUGCCUGCCAGCUCAGCCCACUGUAAGGAAGGACCUCCAGACACUUGGAGGGCUGCCUCUGAUAAGAAGAUAUAUUUCCCCCCCGAUGGCGGACCUGCCAGUGCCAACCUUGUGAGUGAAAAAAGCCAGUCUCCAGAGAGAAGGGAUGUCUUCUUUUAUUGAAUUUCAGUCUGAAGAAGAGAAUUUCCUUUUCCCAAACCUCCCCAGGAUUUUCUACUGUGAAUCUAGAGGAUCAAGAGACCACACCGUCCUUUCCUCUUGCCGUCACUAAAGAGCAUUGUGCCAGGAGCAAGUUCCCGUUCUCCCUAAAAUUCGACACUUCUCUUCCUUGGCACCUAUGUCCUAUGGCAGGAGUUAUCAAAUUUCAGUGAAUCCUCAGUGUAUGAAAUGUUUAAAAGAGCAGUUCAGGGAUGGGGACCAUAGAGGCUCAUCCCACCCCGCCUACCCCCACUGCCCUCCUACUUAGAAAUCAUAGUCCCCUUACACUCCACCAGCAAGAUUUUUGGUAUCAUAUGGGGCAGUCCCACUUUGCCGACUGAAUGGAGAAGAUCCAAGGAAGACCCUGAAGCUUUCUAGCCUCACCCAGACUGUGGCCAACUGCACUCUAGCCUCUAACCAAAAGCAACAUGAACAUGCAGCACGCAAAACCCAUCCAGAAAGAGUUGAGGCUGGGCAUUCGUGGUAUCCUCAGAGUACGGAAGGGAGCUGAAAAAGUUCAGGAAGGCUCUCAUGAAUGAAGUACUUUAUUUUUUUUUAAUAUUAUAUUUAUUUUUGAGAGAGAGCGAGCGUGAGCAAGAAGGGGAGGGGGGGACAGGAUCUGAGUGAGAGCCGCACGCCCAACUCGAGUCUCAAACUCACAGACCGUGACAUCAAUACCUGAGCUGAAGUCAGACAGUCAACUGACCAAUCCAUUCAAGCGCCCCAAAUGAAGUGCUUUCACUUGGGAUAUUUGACUCCUCCAUUAGAAAAAAGAAAAAACAGUGCUUCCAAAUAGGCUCGUUAAGAAAUCCAAGAACUAACUUCCUAGAAAUUGGUCAGCAAACUGCCCCAUCCCCAAGCGGAACCUGGAGUAAGUUCUGUGCCGGGAGCAUUUCUAAGUUGCAGGUCCAGGAGCUUCUUCCUGCCCUCACCCUGAGGAUGAGCAUUCUGGCAUGUGACACCCCACAGGUGUUCCCUUGGACCUUGGUGACCCCUCACAGCCUGCCACUGGGACCCACCUGGCUUCCACAAAGCAUGAAACCUUCCCUUGGGCUCUUUCACUGUUAGGGACAUCCGGGAACUAUUAGUAAUCUUUUCAGUACGGAGGCUCUGGGGCCACCUGUGUGGAUACCCAACGGCGUCUUAGACAAAUUGGUGGUGAAAGACAAGGCUUAGUCCAAGACAUGGCAGCAGGACCUCCCCGCGGAUGGUUCCAGAAAAAGUGAGAAAUUUCUCCAAACUCCUUCAUCUCUCAUCCACUAGACGCCCUUGCGGCCGGUGUGAGCUUGGCAGUUUGCCCGUGACAGCCCCAGAAGGCCUUGCUUUGUCCAUGUUCCCCAUGCACACAGCCCCCGCUUG
This is a messenger RNA of Hyaena hyaena (striped hyena), 2273 nucleotides long. RefSeq names its product vestigial like family member 1 (gene VGLL1). Gene Ontology annotation, cellular component: nucleus. The coding region runs from base 117 to 878 and encodes 253 amino acids. The record is from RefSeq and is a predicted model, not a curated record. The transcript is spliced from 5 exons. Gene Ontology annotation, biological process: regulation of transcription by RNA polymerase II. Lineage: Eukaryota; Metazoa; Chordata; Mammalia; Carnivora; Hyaenidae.